GAGAAUGAUCGCCGCUUGAAAACCAUAACAAAUCUUCAAAGAUAAGAAUUAAAAAAAUGAAUAAAUUAAUGACAUUAGAAGCCGUAUGUAUAAGACGAUGUGUAAAUCAAACUUCAGUCAUUUUCAACAGACAACCUUUCCAUGUAGAUCAACAGAAAUAUCAGAAGAGAUUUUAUACACCAGGAGGUUUCUGGAAUUCAGUUUCGUCAAGUGUACCAGUAACAACAUUACAAGAAGGAAUUACACAUUUGCAUGAUAUUACAGGAUUACCAUGGUGGGGAACAAUUGUUGUAUCAACAGUUCUUUUAAGAACUGUUUUAACUUUCCCUCUCGCUAUUUAUCAAUCAAAGAUUUUAGCCAAAGUAGAAAAAAUCAGAGGUGAGAUGCCGGAAAUUGUAAAAGAACUAAAAAUGGAAACUGCAUACGCAGUUAGGAAAUUCCAUUGGAAUGAAAAACAAGCAAGGAUUAUGUACAAUCGUUCCGUAAAUAAUCAAUGGAACAACCUUGUUGUUCGUGACAAUUGUCAUCCAGGGAAAUCAAUUAUCGUAGUUUUGUUUCAAAUCCCACUUUGGAUCUCACAGUCUUGGGCAAUCAGAAAUCUCAUUCAUAUGCUCCCAGAUCCCACUUCAGUAGAAGCACAACUUACUGCUGCUGAAAUGCUUGUUGGAGGGUUUGGAUGGAUCCCAAAUUUGACAGAAGCAGAUCAUUCGCUUAUUCUGCCUGUGACUCUGGGUGUACUUAAUUUAACUAUUAUUGAGCUCCAAAAAGCUAGUAAAAAAGUUCAACUAAACACAAAACUUCAAAAGUAUGCAACAAAUUUCUUCAGAGUGUUGAGCGUUCUUAUGGUGCCCAUUGCAGCUUACGUUCCAUCUGGUCUUUGUCUCUACUGGGUAGCUUCAAGUAGUUUUGGAUUAGUUCAGAAUUUAGUUCUUUUAUCACCAAGACUUAAACGUUUUGCGAAUAUUCCAAAAGUGGACAGUGAAGUUGACAAACCUUACACUUUUUUGUUAAAUAAUAUUAAAGGAAAAUUUUCAAAGUAAUAAAAAGACUUUUAAUUAAAAUAGAGAAUCUAUUAGUAUUCCUGUAACAUGAAAUAAAAUAAGAAAAACAAUUUCAAUUGUUGUUUUAAAAC
This is a messenger RNA of Clunio marinus, 1132 nucleotides long. The record is from the annotation of a GenBank genome assembly. Lineage: Eukaryota; Metazoa; Arthropoda; Insecta; Diptera; Chironomidae.